UCUAUUUCCGCUGCAGCAACGAGAACCACUACGUCAUAAAAGAAAGGAAAAUGUGGACUGGAAGGGCAAACUAAGGCCAGGACAAGAAACGCGAGUCCAGCUUAAGUCGCUCCUCGACAUCUGUUGCCAGGCAGCUGCUGGCGGUUGUCGUUUUCCAGUCGAGUCCGCCGCGGUAGAAAGGGUCGAGUCGACGUCGUUGUCGGCGUGUUGCAAACGUUCCAUAGCUCGGCUAGCCAAGCUCCAUUAGCGAUGGGCACGAGAGCGAGUCGCCUCCAGGAAGACCCGGUGGUGUCGUCCACUCUCGGGAAGGAUGGCACUGCCAAGCGGGAUUCGUACCGGCGACCCCGCUGCGCCAGGCCCACGAGCCUCAUGGUGGACUUCUCGGGCAGUUUCGAGGACACCGAAGUAAACCGGAGCCGUUCGGAGGAGGGGAGCGACUCUGACCUAGGGCAGCAUGGCGCGAGCGCCGACGGAAGCCCGGCCGACCACCACGGCAUCCCGGCAAGCAUGAACCAGGCGUCCCCGGCGGACGACAACCACAGCGAGGGCAAGGCGGAGGAGGACGGCAGCACGAGCCCGGAGGCUCCAGCCAACGCCGAACACCAGCCCGGGGAGGAAACGGGCCGCACGCCCCACCGCACUUUCUCCGAGCGGCUGCCCGGAAAUCGGCACAACGGGGGCCGCAGCGUCGGCGCCAGGUCGGCCAGGGUCCGGGGCACUCACCAGCGGCCGGUGUCUGAGGCUUGGAUCGGCCUGUACCGCGUCAACAACCGCCAUGGCAAUAUCCGCUGUCCUUUCUGCUCCAAGCUAUUCCCGGGAGGUCGCAUCGAGGAUCACCUGUUGAGCUGCCUCACGUCGCCGCCGCUUCCCUACAACACGGAUGUGCUGAGCAAAGACAGCGGCGAGUGCUCCAUCUGUCUGGAGGAUCUGGUGCAGGGCGAGACCAUUGCCAGGCUGGCGUGCCUCUGCGUCUACCACAAGAGCUGCAUCGACGCGUGGGCCAAGGUGAAGCCCUGCUGCCCCGAGCACCCCUCGGACUGACUCCCAGGUCACAUGACUUCCCCCGCGACGACUCAGGAGACCACAUGCCAACACUUUCUCCUUAUGGAAGAUGUCCGUCAAUCCAUAAGGAAGCUCCCCGCGGCGUGGACCUCCUCCUAUUGGUCCGGACCAUUUCACCACAAACUGUCGAAUUCCAAACAACCGAAAAGGACGACGGUGGCUACUUUUUGGUUUUAACUCCUCGCUUGCUGGGCGUCUGAUGACGUAAUCGCCCCGUAAGGAGGCGGGACGGUCGCCUCCUGUGUAGCCGGCGCUUUGAUGGAGGCGGGGUCGGGUUUCUUCGUCACCGGCUGUUUAAGUGUUAACAUUUUUAAGAGGGGUUAGUUGGUUAGUGCGCUGUUCCGCGCUGGUGUUUGCACCCAUUUGAGCACUUUUUUUGUCCCUCGAGGCUUUUUUUUUUUU
This is a messenger RNA of Phycodurus eques (leafy seadragon), 1464 nucleotides long. RefSeq lists its product as uncharacterized. Lineage: Eukaryota; Metazoa; Chordata; Actinopteri; Syngnathiformes; Syngnathidae. The coding region runs from base 250 to 1041 and encodes 263 amino acids. The record is from RefSeq and is a predicted model, not a curated record. The transcript has 5 exons.